Molecule: messenger RNA, 1064 nt
Organism: Amoebophrya sp. A25
Lineage: Eukaryota; Dinophyceae; Syndiniales; Amoebophryaceae
Source: the annotation of a GenBank genome assembly
CUGGCUCGUCGUCUUCUUCCCCAGCAGCCGCGGGUCCGGCUUUGGUGUCACCAAGGUCCCGGCCGAACGCGGUUCGGGACCAGGCCCUGGCGUUGGUCACCCGCGUUGCUAUGAGCGAGAUUGACUCCGUCUUGGCCAGCUUCGCGAGUGCCAUCAAAUGGAAAGAGGAGAACCCCGCUUAUGACCUCGCAGAACCUUUGACCAAUCUGCGGGAGGAGACGAGAAGCGUGCCGCGUGAGGAACACGAUAACAAUGCUGCUGGUGGUGCUGGGCCUCCCGCUGACAAUGGAGAAGAGGAGAUCACGGUGAUGGAUCGCACCUUUGUGGAUCCGUAUGAACGUGGCCUCAACCGCACGAUGGCUGCGAUUGAGGAGGCAGCCGCGGUGAGUCCUUACCUGAAAAUACUUCGAAUGAAUUGUUUUUGAGUUUAUUUUAAUUUUUGUCCGUAAUGUAGCUCAUGAUUAUAGACGAAGCUGCCCGGUUGAAAAUGUCACCUGAGAACUCCUGUCUAACUAUAGAAUUGAUACUAGGUUGCGGUUAUUGUAAUAAGUUAUUCCGAUGCGCAUUUUUCGCCUUCCAUGGAGUAUUUACAUGGUAAGAAAUUUCUAUGUCUUUUUCUCAGAUUCGUACGCGUAAGUGGCCUGUCCGUUUCGGGCGCUUGCUAGAGGCCGGAGUACACGGAGCAAAAGCUGUCCUAUUGGUUAAGGGUUAUCAGUUGACCUAUUCUCUCCUUCAUCAAUCCUAUCCAUGUUUGUAUGACUUUUCGACGAUCAUGAAAGGGACGAUGCAUAUCAAUUUUGAGUACCUUGGCUACUUAGAAGACUACUAGAGACCCCAUCCCCAACAUGAUGGCCUUACUAGGACUACUAGAGACUCCAUGAAGAUGGUGACCGACAUAGAUAAGUAGUUGGUAAAGAUCUAGAAGUCUCUAAGCUGACCAACAGUAUGGCUCGGGACUUUCUGCUACGAAUCCGGCCAGGGUCCAUGGACGCGCUCCCGGGAGUGGCUCGAAGUAACGUUUACGCGAUGGGCAGAUUUGCUCAUGAGGUCUCCGCAAACAACCC